CCUGGUUCCGGAUAUCUAGGAAAACGAUCAUAUUCACUGAAGAUUAAACUAAAAAACAGGUUUUCCAAUGAAUUCCAUUUUUAGUUAUUCUCAUGGAUACAUCUAUUGCAGUUAGCACCAAGUUCCUUCGCAAUCGCAUGAUCAUUGAAGAAGUUUUAUUGGCCUAAGAUACUAGAUAUUAUCACAUGAAUGUCGGUAUCGCGUCUCUGCCGCGGACUCUUUUCGUCUCGUGACUGCUUCUAAUGCAGAAGGUUGCAAUUCGCUAGGAGCCACGACAGCGGAAAAAAGAUUUCAAUCGAUCUUCUUGCUUUCUUACUCGUUGUACAACCAGCUGCGCCGACCGACGUGUGACUCGUCUGUGUGGAUGUGCGCACGCACCGAAUUUUGAGACGCUGGUUGGGAAUUAGUGGUAGCAACAAGCAGCGGUUGACAGGACCACAACGUCGUGGUAGCCGAGGACAACAUAUUAGUCAGGAUUCUAUACUUAAUUCUUCACAUCAAAUAACGCGAAGAAAAUGAUCGAGGAGGUUGAGGUCUGGCGGCAAAAUGCUGAUGGAUCCGCAGGUUGGUAUUUGGGACAAGUCGUUGAUUAUCGAGAUGGCGCUGUGUCGGUUCAGAUCGGAUCUGAGGCGCCUUUCGUUGCUGCAACCGAUUCAGUCAGAGUACCGCGUGAAAGCAGCAGCAGCGCGUCAUUUUUGCCACAGGUUCUUUCAUUUUAAUAGAUAUGUUUAUCUCAAUCCAUGCAUAUUAAUUUCAUCGUGCUGGCUGGGCGUAGCCCAGGGCUCUCGCUUCUCAAAGCCUGUUUCUUUCAAUGAACUCGGACACUUCUCGUCUCUCGUUCUCUUUGUCAAAAGUGUAACUACAGAAAACGAUAAGUAGGGGGGAGCAAUAGAAGCUUCAACCUGGGCUAGCUUCAACCUGAGUAGUGAUAUCGAUCUUUAUCUCUCUCGAAAGAAACGGAGACUACUUCCAAGGUGCUGGAUCACCAAUUGUCAUCCUUCAACAACGAAAGCAGCACCCAGUAUUCACCGACCUUGCUUUAAUAAUCUGCACUACAGGCUGGCGGCGUCUGCGAGGUCUUGAAGAAGGGCCCGGGGGAAUCUGUGAGCUGGGCAGAGUGUCGAAUCAAACAGAUUAAGGGCGAAUUCUACUACGUCUACGACAAAGAUCCCAAUGCGUAUUCUAUAUCUAUAAAUAUGUGUUUCACUUUGUUUAACUCUUUCUAUUGUGUCAGUGAUACGAGGUUAGUUUCACGAGUCAGUGACGCGAGUCAGUGAUACGAUCACGCAAAGACUUGCUGAUAAGGGCGGAUCCUCAUCUCUCUGCACGUUUUUCCGGUUAUAGCACAGACCCCACCGCCAAGCCACAUACUAGUACGUCGAGGAAAAAAGUUCAUUACCCGCACGCGUUUCAUCAAUCAUCAUAAGUGAGUACUGCCCGGCGGUGGGGUCUUUAAUGGGCAAAGUCUGUAAGUAGGCGGGAAAAAAUACCGCAUGUAGUACUCGGCUGAGUAAAAAGGCAAACAUGUUGAGAGUGAAUGAGACGAUGUCAGAAAUAAAAGACUCAAGUAAUAGAGUAGAUUCAUGUAAGGACAAAAAAUGACGGGACGAAAGGCGCGGCUCUUUUUUUCAGCUUCGUUUACAACGCAAGGCGUGGCAAGAUCAGCCUGGUGGGGUCCGAAAUUCGUAGCGGGCGUGUGGUAUUUCACACAUUUAGCAAACAACAGACAUCAAAUACAACACACGCUUUCACGAGUUGGGCCCACGUCGGCCCCGCGGAAAAGGGUCAUAAGGUUUUUUAUAGUGGAGUUCGCGCAUCUUAAGGCUUUUCGAGUUGAGGCUACCUCAGUCCCGCGAGGGCAUUGAGGGUUUUUUGCAAUGGAGUGAGCACAUGUUAAGGCUUUUCGAGUUGAGGCCAUUUCAGCCCCGCGAGGGCCUUGAGGCUUUACAAUGGAGCACGCACAUGCUAAGGCUUUUCGAGUUCAGGCCGUCAGCCCCGCGAGGGUCUUCGGGCUUUGCUUCAGUCGAUGGCGCAUCGAGGCGACACGCGCGAGGAGCUCUCGUUCGCAUUGUUUUUAUUCUGCGGUGAUGUAUACCCCGCGCGUUAGUCUCCGCAAGAAAAGAAGGGCGAGGUGCACUCGGUUCGUGAGAGGUGUGGAAAGAUCCUGUUAGACAUCGGUUCUUCUUAUUGGCAACGACUUUACUGGAGUCACGGCCUCGGUGCUUCAGCUGACUUUACUCAAGUCGCCCACCAUCCUCGGAGUUGAGCUACGAGUCCGGGGGGCUCAAUCUGAAGGAUCCCCGACCUAACCUAACCUAGUUUUAUCUUGACCAAAAUUACAGUAUUGCUGGAUACAACUUUGACAUAAAUCAUGUUAUGGCCCAGUGGACUUUGAAUACAUAGAUCAAGAAGAAUCAAGUACUUGUUUACUUCUUGAUGAAUCAUCAGGUUUGAAAAUUUGAACAUCAUACGUAGGAACAUCAAGAUAUUUAACAGACGAAACAGAACGAAGAAAUUUGAACAUACAUUGAAACAAUCUUACUAGAUAGUCUUCUUGUGGCUGCUUCUAAGAUUUUGAAUUUUCUACGUGAUUUGAAUUUGAAAUUUCAAGGAGAAAUCAAAAAAUUUCUGAUUUUAUCUCGUUUUUAAUGAAUUCAUAGGAAUCUUUCGAUUUUGAAAAUGGCUGUCAUCUCUUGAAUCAUUAAUAUUAGAAACUAAAGUUGAAAGUGAUGCAAAUCCACCUAUGAUGAUCAGCUGCUGUAGUCAGUCACUAUAAUGGGCAGAAUAUAUGUAUACCCGUGUAGUUUAUAGAAUGUAGAUCAUUGCCAAUGAGUAUCAAAAAAGUAUUUCCAUGUGAUGAUGUCUCUUUAUAUCAACACCUUCAGGGCAUGGAUAGUAGAAAAAUCAAAUUUACGACCUGCGGACCAUUCUGCAGGUGGAUUUACGUUUGGAAACGCACUAAGAGAGGUACUUAAAAACACCGCUGGUUCCACAUUCUUAGUGUAGUGAAGGUUGUGCAUUGAUCAUGGAUGAGUUCCUUCCACUUGCUGUAGUUUUGUGAGUGGACGUCAAGAGUGACAAGAAGGUUCCUGCAUUCUAAAAAGAAACCUUCCGUUGCAAGGAGGGCUAGAAGCUUUGCUAUCAAAAAAUAUACUUCGUAGCAGGUACUUCCAUUAGGAGCAGAGCUGCGCGCCUGGGUAAGCGAUGAAGAGAGUGACUGCGACGGCUGCCUGCAGCAGGUCGCUGCGAAAGUUGGAUUGCUUAUCUGCAAAGCUCGAGUCAACGAUGCCGAUGAAGCGGAGGUCGUUUUGGUUGGUAUCAUUCACUUCCUCCACUUCCAUCUUUUCUCUUCGCUUAAUCAGUAUGACUUGGCUCUAGAAGAAGAUACAGAUGAAUCUACUUACGGUUAUUCAGGGUUUUUGUGUUGAAAUCCACACUUACAGGGGAAAAGUCUGCCUUGAGGCGCGCGAAGAUUUUGCUUGACGUGCAUCUGAAGCACCAGAGGGCGAUUCAAAAGUUUCAUACGACGCGCGAUAAGAAAAUGAAAAUGCUCGAGGAGAGGAAGAGCAAAUACAACGAGCAGUGCAGCUACGUAUUCACAACCCAUCAGACUGUGUCUUCUUAUGAGUAUUCUGAUAUUUGUGUUUGUUGUCUUGGUUCUUGUCCAGCUAUUUACACAGAUUAGACAGCUUCGUGUUAGUGGUCAAAGUCUUAUACCAGCAAAUGAUACAGGCGAGGACUGUUUCGUUAUUCCCUCUCUUCAUUGCAUCACAUUAGGAAUUUGUCGCUGACGCGCGUGUGUCGGGUUUCAUCCUUGGCAAGGAAGGGAAGACUAUCAAGCGCGUGAGGCAGGCUUUCGACGUGGAGAUCAUCGUCACAGACCUUGAAGACACCUCACCUGCGCAAGUGCGGGUGCGCAUAUACGGUGAGACGCAAGAGCAGGUCGAUCGAGCUCGUGAGGAGAUCGAGUACACAAGGCUUGAAUUUACGAAGACUACAGCAACCUUCUCAAACAGUAGAAAGUACAAACCGCAGCUGCUAGUAUAGUUGUAUUUCCGAGGAAGAAACAAUGUCCUACACGACCAAAUAAGUAAGCACUUCAGAAGUAGUAGCUUCUUUCUGCUUUCUUAGUUGAAGAAAACAUUUUUCUCCUCGCCUUCAUUCGUGUCCCGGUGGAACCUCAUCUCAUUGGCUGGGUACUCGGUAAGAAGGGUGCUCAUCUAACCGAUAUUGAGGAGAAAAGUGGCAUUGUGAGAGCAAGGUACUUCUACUAGAUCGUCAUUGCGAAAAUUAGAAUUGGUGCUUUCAUUUUUGUGAUUCCUUCCGAUCAUUGUUCGUCGUAAUUCUACAUAAAAAUAUCUGGUUGUAUGCAACCACUGCUCCUCGUUUUUCCCAGGUAAUUUCUGUAUCAUGAUUACAACACGCGCCGCCCCCGCAUCAUAAUCUUUUUCUUCAACAUUUUUACGCCUCUACUGCAACACCCACGACAGCUUGAACCGUACUACUAACGUCGUCGAGCUAAUUGGUUUGAAGGACUGCGUAGAGGAUGCAAAGAUGGCUUUAGAAAGCCACUGCACAUAUUUCGAAGUUUACAAAGAAAUGGACGAUGAGCUGCUUGAAAUCGAUAAUUCAUUCGCGGAGCUUGGCGCGAACGGGAAAGGCGGAAAGAAAGGUGCUCAAUAUAAUGACAUAGUGAAGACGAUGACUCCGUCCUCGAUUGGAAAUUAGUGAUCAUUAUUCAUGCAUCGAUAUUUUUCACAGCAACUCGCGAGAAUCACCACUGAAGAAAGAUAAGAGUCUUGUUGCCGCAAUUUCCUCAACAUCUUGAUGGUCUCCCUCUGGAAAAUGCAGGUAAAGGCAAGAAGGGCCGCGGGAAGAGUGUCCGAGAUGAUGAGGAGGGUGGAGAAAAUAGUCGGCCAUCAAAAAAAGGUCAAAGUGGUAAGAAAAGUCGAGACAGCGCGAGCAGCAGCAAAGGAGCGGAUGCUGAGAAAAAAGGCAAGGACAACAAUAAGUCCGGAAGUAAGAAUAAAUCGAGGAACUCUGGAGCAGGAGGAGCAGAUACUCCAAGUGAUGGCACGAAAGCUAAAGCCAAUGGAAGCGCGCCAAAAAAGGGAGAGCAAAAAAGUAAGGAUAAUGAGACAAAAGCUGCUUCCGGUGCGGGUGGAAAAGGCGCUCUGGCUAUCAAUGGCCAAGACGGCGGCGGUGGAAAUAGAGGAGGAAAGAAAGGGAUGCGCCGUGCAGCGGAGGACGAGAUCGACGAAGCCAAGAAGGAGCGAGCACCGGCUGAAACGCCCUCUACUGUCGGGGAGGAGUCUAGCCCGGGUGCCACAGACCCGUCACCCGUAUCCGCCAAGAAACGAAACAGCAGGGGAGGUCGUGGCGGACGAGGCCGACGAAAUAGCUCACAAGCGAACAAAGACGUUGAUGAGUUAAACUCGCCAGCUGCAGCAUCAGUCAAUGGAAAAAACUCAGGCACAGCAUCAUUAAGGAAUAUUUUUCUCUCUAACAAAUCCGUGCUGUUCUUUGUGCAACUCGCACGCAAUUCUAUUUAUCACAUGCAGUUCUAUCAACCAAAAGUGUCUUCCUUUCUUCAAAACGGUAUUGAUUCGGCAAAAAAUACAUGCCAGCUGAAACAAGGGGGAAACGGAAAUAGCAAUAAAUAUCAAAGGAGAUGA
Molecule: messenger RNA, 5675 nt
Organism: Amoebophrya sp. A25
Lineage: Eukaryota; Dinophyceae; Syndiniales; Amoebophryaceae
Source: the annotation of a GenBank genome assembly